AUGGCCAAGGUAUUCUCGUUCCCUUCCCCCGACGACGUCUCGCAUGCCCUGGAAACGUACCUGGCACAGGCAUCGGCCACGGCCAUAGCCUCGACGGGCCGCUUCACGAUUGCCAUCACGGGCGGCUCGCUGCCGGCGACGGCGUUCAAGUUCCUGAAGGCCAGCAAAUCGGUGGACUUUUCGAAAUGGCAUGUGUUCUGGGGCGACGAGCGCUGUGUGCCAUACGACCAUGACGACUCCAACUACAAGCUGGUCAAGGAGCAGCUGCUGGACCACGUCAAUGUGCCGAAAAGCCAGGUGUUUCCGAUCAACCAGGCGCUGGUCGGCAAUUCGGCCGAGGCGGCCAAGGACUACCACGGCCAGUUGGCGUUCGACUGCAUCUUGCUGGGCAUUGGGCCGGACGGGCACCUGUGCUCGCUGUUCCCGGGAUUCCCGCAGGUGAACGAAAAGGAAAAGUGGGUGACGCAUAUUGACGACUCGCCCAAGCCGCCUCCGCACAGAAUCACGCUGACCAUGCCGGUGCUGAACAACGCAAAGGAGGCCGUGUUUGUGGUCACCGGCAGCGGCAAGUCUGAGAUGUUCAAGACCAUCGUCGAAGACAGGGACAUGGGCAAGCCGUCGACGCAUGUGGCUCCGGCCAGCGGCAAGCUGUACUGGUUCGUGGAUGACGCUGCAUCGCAGCACCUGUCUGCAGUCAAGCCCUCGACCUUCAAGCUUUAA
Linderina pennispora is the source of this 720-nucleotide messenger RNA. RefSeq names its product nagb/rpia/CoA transferase-like protein. Gene Ontology annotation, molecular function: 6-phosphogluconolactonase activity. NCBI's taxonomy places the organism in Eukaryota, Fungi, Kickxellomycota, Kickxellomycetes, Kickxellales, Kickxellaceae. The record is from RefSeq and is a predicted model, not a curated record. The coding region runs from base 1 to 720 and encodes 239 amino acids. The transcript is spliced from 2 exons. Gene Ontology annotation, biological process: carbohydrate metabolic process; pentose-phosphate shunt.